Trichoderma citrinoviride is the source of this 288-nucleotide messenger RNA. RefSeq lists its product as hypothetical. NCBI's taxonomy places the organism in Eukaryota, Fungi, Ascomycota, Sordariomycetes, Hypocreales, Hypocreaceae. The annotation marks the transcript as partial. The transcript has a single exon. The record is from RefSeq and is a predicted model, not a curated record.
AUGACGCCGUCCAUUGUGGACGCGCUGAAGCUGCUCGACGACCUGCGCACGACAGACGAGCCCGGCAACGAUGCCAACGAGCAGCAGCCCAACACCGAAUCAUCAUCACCCUCAUCACCAGCCUCAUCACUAGAGCCAGCAGUCGGCAAUCCCAUCUCCCACAGCGACAUAAUCGACAUCCACAAGAAACUGAAGGCCUCGCAGUCACCAGCACCCAAAUACAGCCUGGAACAGCUGCUCCAGGGCUCCCGCGUCUACAUCCCACCUCCUCCCCCCAAACCCGAACCA